This is a messenger RNA of Dimorphilus gyrociliatus, 2969 nucleotides long. NCBI's taxonomy places the organism in Eukaryota, Metazoa, Annelida, Polychaeta, Dinophilidae. The record is from the annotation of a GenBank genome assembly.
AUCUAAUGUCUAACCUCAAUCCUUAUCAAUGAUUCAGAUCCGUUCAUUCUAACAUUUACCUAUUCAACGAGGACAGAAUGAGGCAAAAUAUGAAGAAAUUGUUGUUUAAUGCUUUAAUUAUUAGCGUUUGUUUGAUACCCAGCUCUUACGCAAUAGCUCAAGGAUUUAAGGUAGAAUGUGCUCAUAAACCACAAAAAGGCAUUUGUACAGAAGAAAUUGAACGUUUCUUCUAUAAUGUAACAUCGGCUUCGUGCGAAAAAUUUUUGUUUGGAGGUUGUGGGGAUGGAGCUAAUGAAAAUAAUUUUGUGUCUCUUUCGGAAUGUCGUCAAGAAUGUCUGAAUAUGCCUCCUAUAGAAACAUUCGAUGAGAAAGAUUGUCCUAUUGCUCGAUGUCCCUCAGAAAUGUGUAAGUUGGGCAAAAGGUUGGAUCAAUAUGGUUGUGACACAUGCGAAUGUAAAUUAAAUAUUUGUGAGGAUGAAAUUUGUCCUACUGGACGAGUUUGUCGUAGCUUUACACAACCUGACAAAGUUUACUCAAUCUGCGCUGAGCCUGAUAUGCCUGAUGCUUGCGUUCAAGCUCUGGAUAGAGGAACCGGUCAACAAAACAAGAUAAUGUGGCAUUUCUUUGAGGGAACUAGAAAAUGUAUACCAUUUAAGUACGGAGGAGAGGGUGGAAACGAAAACAGAUAUGAAACAAUGGAAAACUGUUUGCAAAAUUGCUCGAAUUAUCUUGAACCAAGCUAUCAGAUUUGUUUACAAAGCAAAGAUGAAGGAGAAUAUUGUAAGCCAAAGUUUAUGGAUAGAACUCAGAAAUACUACUUUAAUCUAGAGAACGGACAAUGCGAAGAAAUGAGAUAUAAGGGUUGUCGUGGGAAUGAUAAUCAAUUCAAAUCUAAAGAAGCUUGUGAGAUUGAAUGUCAAGGAGUAUUUCACAAACAAUGCGAAUAUUCUCAAUGUAACAAGCAGUGCGAUGAAUAUAAGAUUGAUAAAAAUGGAUGUAAAUUAUGCGAAUGUGUUGAAAAUGAAUUUAAAGGAUGUGACGACUAUAAAUGUCCAGAGGGAUUGCUAUGCCAACAGUUUCAUGUAACCUACCAAUCAGAUCCAGUACCUCAUUGCUAUGAUCCUAAAACUAGUGAUAUUUGUCAAAGACCAGUAGAUAGAGGAAACUGCAGAGCAUCAAUUUCAAGUUUUUAUUAUGACUCGAUUUCGAAAACUUGUAAAACUUUUACAUAUGGUGGCUGUGAUGGAAACAGUAAUAGGUUUCUUGAGGAAGACCUUUGCGAAAUGCAUUGUACACAACGCUUACCAACAAUAAAACCGAAACCUCAUUGCGAAGAGCAAGAAUGUUUACAUGAAUGUCCAUAUGGAAAUCUUUUUACCACAGAUGGUUGUAAAACUUGUCAAUGCCUUCCUCCUGAACAUUGUGAUGAUCUUGAGACAAGAAAGUGUGAUUACAGAUCCUGUCCGGGUGGAUUUAAGGAAAAUUUACGAGGUUGUCCUACUUGUAAAUGUGCAGAGCCAGGAUAUUCUGGACAAAUAUUUAAACGUACAUGUCCAAAAUUGAAAGAUCCACAUUGCGAAUGCGAAUUUGGAUCUGAAUACAUCCAAGGCUGUUCAACUUGUAAAUGCCUACCAGAUCCGUGCCACAAGAAGAAAUGUGGAAAAAAUGAAAAAUGCUCUCCUCUGGAAUCAAAGUCAUAUGCAGGACAAUUUAUAGACUCAGUUUGUGUUCCGAAAUUUUAUAGUAGUAGAUGUACAUUGCCAGUUUUAUACGGUGAUGGAUACGCUGCUAUCCAAAGAUUUGCUUAUGACCCGAUUGGCAACCAAUGUGUGGAAUUUACAUAUUCUGGUUUGGGUGGCAAUAGUAAUAAUUUCAAUGAAAAGAACGAUUGUGAAGUUGUCUGCGGUAACAGAAGGGAAAAGUGUAAAGAUGUUCAGUGUCAGAUAUACUGCCCUUACGGUAGAGCAACAAAUGAUUUUGGGUGUCCUAUUUGCAAGUGUAGACAUAAUCCAUGCAAUAGUCACAAAUGCGACCUGGGGUUUGUUUGCGAAGCAGCGAUGGAGAGGUAUAAUAGACCUUUUGUAGUAUGCGUUGGUAAAUAUUAAAAGAAAAUUAAAUUCCUUUAAAUGUCUAACUUCAAGUCUAAUUGAAAUAAAUUAAUUGAGUUUAUUAAUUCUUUCAGCUGAAGACAACGUACAUACAAUAAAAUUAAGAAUAAACUUUUAUCAUGAUAAGAUUAAAGAUCUUAAAAAUAUGAACAUUGAGCAUUUUAAAAAGGCUGUGACAAAGAAAUUGAAAAGUCUCGUUGAAUCUAAUUUUAGAGUUGUCGAUAUUAUUAUCAUGAAACCGGAUAGUACGUAUAUACAAUUAGAUGUCGACCUAGCAAAACUUCCUUCUGCGGCUAUUAACCUUGUUCAAGCUGUUGAAGAAUUUAGAGUAAUGUAAUUUUCUAUCUAAAUAACAUAUUUAUAGCUUUCAUUCUAUACAGGAAAAACUACGUAGUCAAAGUCAUGUGUCAAUCCAGUCUGAUGGCACUACUUUCAUCCCAUUCUAUGAGGAUGUUGGAGUUAUUUAUAGCAGAGAAGUACAUAGAACAAUUGAUCGUCAAAUCCAGCAUCACAGCUACUCUUCUCCCUUUGCAAGAGGAUUUAUUUUUGUACUAAUCGCAAUGGUAUUUGCUGGUUUUAUAACAUUAGCAGUUUUGUUAUAUAAAAAACAGUGUCAAAAGAAAGGAUUUAACUAUUCCUCAGUUGGCUAUAAAAGAGCAACAAGCGAUACUUCAAUUAUAAAAACAUGAAAACAAUUAUAUUUGAUCUUUCUUAGUGAUUUUAGACAAAAAUUUUUUCAACAAAGUUAAAUUUUCUCUCUUGUUACCAAAAAUUAAUAUUGUAUAUUUUGUAACCUAAUUACUUUCAUCUCAAAAUAAACGUUUAAGAGUUUUAACAAUAGAUUAAAAGAAUAUAAACAAU